CCAUUUAAUAUUUCCAAAUCGCCGCUCACCCCUCUCUCUCUCUCUCUCUCUCUCCUCCUGUCGCUUUCUCUCUCUAAGAGACCUCCUUCAAGUUUUUCGUUGCCCGCUUUGACAUCUCCCCUUCUUCCUCCCCUCUCUCUCUCUCUCUCUCUGUUCCUCUCUCUUCCCCUGUAGCUUUCUUGCCCGGCUGGUUAGGGUUUCCCCCUUUCUCUGCUUUGGAAAUCGAAGGCGAGGGAGCUCGGAAGGUACGGGUGAAGCUCGAGAUGCCUCGGUGUCGAGCUCUGUCGACGGGCCUGGUCUUUUCCUUCGAGGCUCUUCCCCUGCCGGAUUCGCAGAUUCGGGACAAAUCUGGGCUUCCCAGCAGCGAAGUUUGUUGAGCGUCAGAUCUCUGGUGGUCUCGGUGGCGAGUUGUGGACAAUAAGGAGCUCUAUCUGGGAUGCAAUGAUGGCCUCAUUCUGAUGGAACCCUCUCCGCUGGGAUAUGAUUCCCCAAUCCGUGCGCUUUUUAUGCUUUCGAAGCAGAUGGGCUGAAGGGUCUGAUUUUUAAGUUAGGAAGAUGGCUAUUGCAGGUCUGCACAAUGUUUCGGUGCUCGAUUCUUCUUUCCUCAGAGAUUCUCAAUCUUCGGCAUCUAGAGGACGGGUUGACCAUGGGAUGCCGGGCACUCGGGCGUCCUCCACCCUGCAAAUGUGGCGGGAGCUUGAGGAUGAACAUGCGGUGAGCCGUCAAGAGAGAAUUGGCGAAGGAUUGAUCCAUGAAGCGAGUGACGUUUCGACUAAUGAUCUCUCAAGUAUCAACAGUUUUGAGAGUCACUGUGAAGAAGGUGAGAUUGAUGUGGUUGAGAAUGGGAAUGAGUCUGGAACAUGGUCUGACAGUCAGGCUGCGUCGCAAAAUGAGGCUUUGGAAAACAACAAUCUCAGCCAGGAGCAGUCUUCUGAUUUUGGAGAAACCGAAAGAGAAAGAGUGAGGAAAAUAUUUCGGGAAUGGAUGAACAGUGGUGUGAGAGAGUGCGCACCCAACAUUUCUCACAUUACUGAUCAUCCAAGGGCACAAUGGCUUGGGGAAACUGAGCAGGAGAGGGUUAGAAUAAUAAGGGAGUGGGUACAGAUAAAUAGUCAGACAGGUCCUUGUGGUGACCGCAGAGAAGAGCAGGCUGCUGAAAUUGGUGCUCAAAUUGAACGAGUGCGCGAUGGCUUGCUUGUGAAUGAAAAUGAAGUCCGAGUUGACAAUAUCAGGCGAGGCAUUCGUAGAGUAUGCGGCAGACAGGUUCUACUUGACAUGUUGAAGAAAUCAGAGAGAGAAAGGCAAAGAGAGAUCCAGGGAUUAUUGCAGCAGCAGCCGGUUUCGCAGUUUGCUCAUCGCAACCGCAUUCAGUCAUUGCUUAGGGGUAGAUUUUUGCGAAAUGAGAGGACACUGAAUGAAGGAACCAGUUCCCUGGCGGCUAGCGAACUAGGAUUAUUAAGGAAAAGACAGACGGUUUCUGGUCUCAGGGAAGGAUUUCUUUCUAGAUUGGACAACUCUGCCAGUGGUGAAGUGAGCGCCGACUUUGAUAGCUCUUCUAGCAAUGAAAUCAAUGAUAAUCAGCAAGGACACGGUGGCCCAAAUAAUUUGCCCAUGGUCAUGGAUGGUAAUCCUGAAGGAACUCGGCCUUCAAAUGCUGAAAGAAAUACCCAUGAGUUGUCACAUGGUAGAGAUAAUUCAGGAUCCGUUAAUCAAGAAAUUGGAUCCGUGGAUGUUGCUGAAGAAAGGCAGGUUGAAGUGCUAGCAAAUGAGUCACAAAACAGGCAACAGCCAGUUGCUGUUCAGUUGACUGAUGUGGGCGGUGGUCAGGCAGAUAGUUACUCACAUGAAAGUGGUGAUCGGUCACCAAAUGAAAUUGGGCAAAUUGAUGUCCCAGACCAUGCUUCUUCACAUCAGAUUGAUGGAGUAGAAUGUACCAUUGGCGAAGGGGCAGGAUCCGCUGCUAACACUGAAGGAAGGCCAGAGGAAGGGCUUGUAAAUGAAUUCAGGAAUAGUCAAAUGUCAAUUGUUGCUGGAUCGACUGAUAUGGUUGAUGGAGAGGUCAAUGAAAGUAGUGACGGACCGUCUAGAGAUUUGCAGAUUGAAUCUAGAGAACCUGCUCCUUCGGAUCAAGUAAGCGAAGUACUGUAUUGUCAUUCUGAGACGGUAAGAGAGGGAAACUCUGUCCAUUCUUUAUUGGAAGAGACAAGUUCUUUUGAUGAAAAUGCUGCUGAAAAUGUAAGAUGGCGAGUUUCAGCCAUCCAAGUUCAAGAUUGGCAAGAAAGCCGCUCGGGAAAUGAAGGGAGGGAUCUCCAUGAAGCAGGUGCCCAAUCUAAUGGACAAAUUGGCAGUGUUGGUGAGGUUUUUGAUGAAACUCCCUCAGAAACCACUGUUAAUGAAUGGUCGCAAGACCGAGAUGCAAAUGAGGACAUGGAAGGUAGCCCUCGAAUGGAGUAUGAGGUUGAAAAUGGGAUCCAUGGUGUCCAAGAGGAUGGGCAGAGUUGGUCUGAAGGUCAUUCUGAGCAGGGAGAUGUUUCCAGCGGAAGAGUUGGCACAUUUUAUUUGCCAGAUGAUGAUAAUGUGUAUAGCACGGAACUCAGGGAACUUCUGAGUAGGAGGAGUGUAUCUAAUCUUCUUCACAGUCGAUUUCGUGAGAGUCUUGACCAACUGAUACAAUCAUAUGUAGAAAGGCAAGGUCAAGCUUCUGCAGAUUGGGAGUUGCAGGGUACAUCUCCUACUCCCCCUGCAACUGCAGAGGAGGAGUUUGAGCAGAUGAGUAGAGAAAAUGAUGCUCAAAUGGAUGCUGUUGAGAACCCCUCAUUUUCUCUACCACCAUUUCCAUCACCCUCAAUUCAGUCACGCUGGGACGAGGACUUGCACCAUGAUGGUUGGCCACAGCAUGACAUUCAUCAACACCUGGGAGUUGAAUGGGACAUCAUCAAUGAUUUGAGGGUGGAUAUGGCUCGGCUUCAGCAGCGGAUGAAUAAUAUGCAAAGGAUGCUUGAGGCUUGCAUGGACAUGCAACUUGAGUUGCAACGUUCAAUUAAGCAAGAAGUGUCAGCUGCUCUAAAUCGCCCAGCGGGCUCACAAGGUGCAUGUGAAGGCGGUCUCAUGAAUGACGAAUCUAGGUGGGAUUCUGUGAGAAAAGGAAUUUGCUGUGAAUGUCGCGACAACAACAUCGAUUCUUUAUUGUACAGAUGUGGUCACAUGUGCACAUGUUCCAAAUGCGCGAAUGACUUAGUUCAGGGUCAAGGGAAGUGCCCAAUGUGCCGGGCACCUGUUGUUGAGGUUAUACGUGCUUAUUUUAUUUCAUAGCUGUAAGGGAAGGGAGGGAAAUAUCACAUUACUGACAACUACAUUGCUCACGCCUGCUCAAGACUCCUUCAGGUUUACAAGAACCCGAGUUUGAUGCCCGCCAGACAGGGUGAGGGUUGUGAUAGUCCUGUAGUUCAAUGUCUUCUUUGGCUUCACACUUCUAUCUCCGGUCGAUGCCACGUGUCUUCCGAGCAACGGUUGGGUUCAGUACAGAGAACCAAAAAGAAAAAAAAUUGGCUGUAGUCUGUAAAAAGGUGGAGCGUGCAAGCAUUAAUUCCCAAAUAAGAAUAGAAUUGAUUUUGCCCCCCACCUUUUCAAGCUAUUUUUUUGAACAUUAUUUGUGACUCUGUCACGAAAGGAAUGUAUUAUAACUUAUGAGGGUGUUGACAAGA
Syzygium oleosum is the source of this 3704-nucleotide messenger RNA. RefSeq lists its product as uncharacterized. The coding region runs from base 556 to 3312 and encodes 918 amino acids. The record is from RefSeq and is a predicted model, not a curated record. NCBI's taxonomy places the organism in Eukaryota, Viridiplantae, Streptophyta, Magnoliopsida, Myrtales, Myrtaceae. The transcript is spliced from 10 exons.